This is a messenger RNA of Oncorhynchus keta (chum salmon), 1587 nucleotides long. RefSeq lists its product as uncharacterized. The transcript has 8 exons. The record is from RefSeq and is a predicted model, not a curated record. Gene Ontology annotation, biological process: regulation of apoptotic process. NCBI's taxonomy places the organism in Eukaryota, Metazoa, Chordata, Actinopteri, Salmoniformes, Salmonidae. The coding region runs from base 16 to 717 and encodes 233 amino acids.
UGUCACUAUACAAUCAUGACCACCAUGCACCCCUCCUAUAUAGAGGCUUCAGAUGUACAUGGGAAAGGAUCCCUGAAGAGAAUGCAGGACAUACUCGAGAGUCACAUUGAGUCGUCAAAGAGCACCAUGUUCCACGAUGCUAAGGGGAAGAUGCUGAAGCUCCUAACCAAGCUCAGGGAACACAUUGUGCAGGAGCUAAGGUCUAAACUAAAGGAAGCUGUGAAGCAGUCACUCCACAAUGAGCUACCUCUCCCAGAUAUAUCUGAGCACUAUGAGAUAGUGAAGAGCGCCCAUGAAGAAAUGAUGAGUAAACCUAUCACAGAUGUUGAAGAUGAGAAAUGUGUUCCAGAACACAGCUCGGGGAAGGAAACGACAUCUGAGCAGGUUCCACUUGGAAACAACAGGAAUAAUGAGAAGAAAAAGAAGAAAAAGAGAAGUGUGAAGGAUGUUCAUGCAGAUGCUGCGUUUGUGGAUAAGCACAUGAGUGCACUAAUCAAGAGGGUCACAAUGGUAAUGGCUAUAGCAGAUGACCUACUGGGAGAGGACAUGAUCCAAGAUGAAAUGUAUUCGAUUAUUGAUGUAGCCGAGACCAGUGAGAAAAAAAUGAGAGUUAUGUACAAGGCUCUACGCUCAGGAGGACCACUGAUUAAAUCAGCCUUCUACACAGCUCUCCAAACUAAUGAACCUAAUCUUGUCAAGGACUUGGCUUCCCCCUGAAGACAGACCUGGCUUGGGUUGGUCCUCAAGUGCUGGACAAAGGGCAGCAGGCAGUCUCACCGGCUGUGGAACUGCAGCGGAGUUACUGCAUUGUCGGAACUAGAAGCACAAGCAUUUCGCUACACUCGCAUUAACAUCUGCUAACCAUGUGUAUGUGACAAAUAAAAUUUGAUUUGAUUUAUUCUCCUAAUUCCUCUAUGGGUGUUGGGGGACAUAACCAACUAGCUCUAUAAUCCUCUUUUGUUGUUGUGGCUUUAUGCUAACUGAAAUAUGUGCUCUUGCAAUCUGCUAUAGCCUAAUACUUUGUUUUCAUCAGAAUGUUUUGUGUGUUUUGUUUUUAUCAAACCCAUCUUUAGUGUUCUUACUGUAUGUGUGAGGGGAAAGGGACAACCCAAAACUGGUUAAAUAUGAUGUUAGUUAAAAAAACGUGUGCAUGCAUAAAUACUUGAGGACAACAGAGGGACAAACAGGUUGAGUAGCAUAUAUGCUUGUUAAUUGAUUUAUGCAUUAUUUUAAAUAUUUGGUAUAUAAUACAAUCAUGAAAAGUUUGUCACAAUGUAUUUGACCAGAGGACAAUACCAGUGGAAACAGUGCCAUGAAGUAAUGUGCAACCCAAGAUAAAAUGUUGACCAUGUAUGUAACGUUUUGUUUUAGAUGUGAACUUGAUUAUACCAAUGAAUUGUGUUUAUCUCUGUUGUAGCUUAUCUUCUGAUUGUAUUAUGGUACCUGGUGUAUUUCAUCAUUUAUUCUGUUUGUUCAAAGUAAUCUCUAAAUCAUCAUUAUAUCUUCAACUAAUUUUACAUUUUAUGUUUCUGAGUUGAAUGUCUAAUUGUUUAAUUUUUUCCUCAAUAAAAGUACAUGUUAAAAGUC